AUGACUUCAAAACCGUUAAACAACAUCUGGAUUCGACGCCAACAAUGCCCUUGUGGAGAUUGGAAAUGCUAUAUCAAAUACGAAGGUGAUGAUCAAACAACUGGAGUGUCUGAAUUGGUAAAGACUGAUGGAACAACUUCAUCAUCUUCAGAUGUAAUUUUCACCCCAUAUGUCGGUCAAAUAUUCAAAACCGAUGAUGAAGCUUUCGAAUACUACUGCAACUUUGCCCGAAAGAACGGAUUUUCAGUCAGGAAAGCCCGGUCAACCGAAAGUCAAAACCUCGGGGUUUACAGGAGAGAUUUCGUGUGUUACAGAUCUGGAUUCAAUCAGCCAAGAAAAAAAGCUAACGUGGAACACCCAAGAGAUAGAAAAUCAGUAAGAUGUGGAUGCGAUGCAAAACUAUACUUAACAAAAGAGAUUGUAGAUGGUAUAACACAGUGGUACGUUUCUCAGUUUAGCAACAUUCAUAAUCAUGAAUUAUUAGAAGAUGAUCAAGUACGCCUCCUUCCUGCCUAUAGAAAAAUCCAAGAAUCUGAUCAAGAACGCAUUCUUUUACUCACAAAAGCCGGUUUUCCAGUCAACCGAAUAGUCAAAGUUCUUGAACUAGAAAAAGGGGUUCAACCAGGACAAUUACCCUUCAUAGAGAAAGACGUUAGAAACUUUGUAAGAACCUGCAAGAAAACCGUUCAAGAAAACGAUGCCAUGUUGACCGAAAGAAAAGAACUUGACAUGUUGGCACUUCUUGAAGCAUGUAGGGAAACCUCACAAAGGGAUAAUGGAUUUGCGUAUAACUAUACAACCGAUGAAAGUGGUAAAGUUGAAAAUUUUUCAUGGGCAUAUGGUGAUUCCAUUCGCGCGUUUUCAGUUUUUGGAGAUGUUGUUACUUUUGAAACAACAUAUCGCUCCAUUACUUACAAUAUGCUUCUUGGUGUUUGGUUUGGUAUUGAUAAUCAAGGCAAAGCGUUUUUCCUUGGGUGUGCUUUGCUACAAGACGAAACUUCUCAAUCCUUUUCUUGGGCCCUACAGACUUUCGUCCAGUUCCUAAGAGGAAGUCACCCGCAGACAAUCGUAACAGACAUAGAUUCGGGUCUGAGAGACGCAAUCACCACCGAGUUACCAAAUUCCAAACACGUGAUAUCCAUAUGGCACGUGUUAUCUAAAUUAUCGAGUUGGUUUUCUUUGGAUCUUGGAUUACAGUAUCCAGAGUUCAAAACCGAGUUUGAGUUGUUAUGUCAUCUUGAAAACAUAGAAGAUUUUGAAAACCAAUGGAAUCAUCUUGUGAGUCGAUUUGGAAUCGAGUCAGAUAAACAUGUGGCUCUUUUGUUUUCUUAUCGAGCUUCAUGGCCUGUUGCGUAUAUUCGAGGCUACUUUCUUGCACGUACAAUGACAAUUGAUUACAUGAAGUCUAUGGAUAAGUUUAUGAAGACUAUCUUGAAUCCACAUUCGUCUUUCAAGAAUUUCUUUGAUCAGGUAAGUGAGGCUACAAAUGUUGCAUUUCAGAAGAAACAGAAGCAACUAUCAACAUAUUCGCCCAUGAAGACAAGUCUACCACUUGAAGAACAUGCAAGAAGUGUUCUUUCACCUUACGCCUUCAAUGCAUUACAACAAGAGAUUGUUUUAUGCAUGCAAUAUGGAACAACUGAUAUGGCAAACGGAUCAUAUCUUGUGAGACAUUACAACAAAUUGGAAGGAGAGUGUCUUGUGAUUUGGAUACCAGAUACUGAACAAGUUCAUUGUUCUUGUAAAGAAUAUGAACAUUCGGGUAUUUUAUGCAGACAUUCGCUAAGGGUGCUUGUGCUCAAGAACUACUUCCAAAUUCCUGAAAAAUAUUUUCCACUUAGAUGGCGGGUUGAUACUUCUCUGGUUCUUGAUGAUCAUGUAAUGACAACACAAGAGGGAAAUGAUGAGUGUUCUGAGGCGUUUAACUCUUUGACUUCAACUCUAUAUUCCGAAUGUUUGAUCUCUAAAGAUCGUUUUAGUUAUGUUCAUAAAGAACUGAAUCAGAUUCUUGAAAUUGUUAGAAGUAUGCCUGUUUUUGAUGAGGUUACUCUGGAUUUGGGACCUAACACUGUUAAUGAUUUAUAGAAAGUUAGUGAAUAUUGAGCUUUUCUUGUUGUUGAAGUACAUAGAAUUUAUUCAUUAUCGGGAUAAAAUUUUACAUGAUUGGUCCCUAUGGUUUCAGUUUCUUGCAUGGUUG
Messenger RNA from Lactuca saligna, 2197 nucleotides. NCBI's taxonomy places the organism in Eukaryota, Viridiplantae, Streptophyta, Magnoliopsida, Asterales, Asteraceae. The record is from the annotation of a GenBank genome assembly.